Monopterus albus (swamp eel) is the source of this 4175-nucleotide messenger RNA. It is a transcript of the gene fam161b, whose product is annotated as FAM161 centrosomal protein B. Gene Ontology annotation, biological process: cilium organization. The transcript has 9 exons. Lineage: Eukaryota; Metazoa; Chordata; Actinopteri; Synbranchiformes; Synbranchidae. The record is from RefSeq and is a predicted model, not a curated record. Gene Ontology annotation, cellular component: cilium. The coding region runs from base 290 to 1957 and encodes 555 amino acids.
AUGUUGUCACGUGUGCUGUUGCCUCUUCUGUCCGCAAGCAGCGCUAAUGCUACCAAAACUGGCGACUGUGUACAAAUAGACGAUACCUGCUUCAUUUUAAGGAGUUCAACAAAUACUCUGUCAACUUUAUAUCAACAACAAACCUCAUUCGCUUACGAAUAUGAGCUGUAGUGUAUCUUGUUAGCGAAGUUAAACUUUCGUUAGCUGUUACGAGCUACGAGUUUGGAACUGACGCUUCGACGCCGAGACGUGUUUCCUAAAACUCGUCAUUUUACCAGGUCAGAGAAAUAUGUCGAAGGUGGAGACCUUGCUACAAGAUGGACUCAGCUUAGAGUUAAUGCUCCAGGAGCAGCUCAGAGUUUUUAGCAAUGCUCUCACAAAGCAGUUCCAGGAGACAGAGAGCAGACAGAAAGAGGAACUGGAGAGAAGGAUUCAUCAAAACGCUCUCCUCCCAGCAGAUGUAGAUGGACAAUCUGAUGAACAUCAGGCCAAGACCAGAAGAUCCUCCUCUUUGUCUAACCUGAUGUCAGAAAAAGAAACUUCACACCCUUCCAGAAAAUCAUAUUCUCCAGCCUGGUUAUCUUUGACAAACGGGAGGAAUUGUUCAAUCAGGACUUCCAUGCUGACGCCUACUAGGACUCAGCAGUGUGAACGUGCAGCUUCAUCUAAAACAACACAGAUGAGAAAAGAGGAGGAAGCUGAGGCCGAGUGCCAGAAUAAGUUCUGUGCUGCCCCAGCCCCCAGCCAUGUCAGUCAGCUCCUCUUCCAGGAGAUGAUGGAGAUGAGAGAGAAGGAGAGGAAGCAGGCUUUCGAGCAGAGGCAGAACUUCUGGCUCUCCACACAAAAACCUUUCAGCUUCGAGAAGAGAGAAAUGGAGAAAAGAGAGAAGCUGAUAGCAAUGUUAAACCAAGUGUCACAUGAUCAGAAAAAUGAGGCAGCUACGGUUAGAAAACCUCCUCACAAAGCAGAAAAGGAUGUCUCGAUAUCUGAGCCCAAAGGCCAAGAGGAGGUGUGCAAAAAAGUCUCCAUUCAGACUAAAGUGCGACAGGACAAUCCUGCUACAUCUGGCAGCCCGAAACUUCGCACUGCUGAACACACCAGAAAAGAAAAGCUGGGCUUCAUGGAUGAGAAGCCGAGCUUCCGGCCAAAAAUCAUCCGUAAAGUCCCUGAUUUCAGCAGGUUGCACAAGGCCUUGCAAACAGAGGUGUUGAGAAAAGCACAGUGUAAAGAUGUGACCAAGUGUCAGCCCUUCUCUCUGAGGACAUCAGCUCUUCCUGCAAGGCAAAGUAAGAUGAGCCCUAAAAACUCCCAGGAACCAAAAAUAAGCAAUCUCAAUAGAAGCAAGUCACUGGGAGCCUUAACAUCGUUGUCCACAGACACACUCCCUAUAUUCAUCACAGAUGCUGCGAGGAAGCGCUGCAUGGCCAUUAGAAAGUCAAUGGAGAUUAGAGACAGUAAGAAUCAAGAGAGUGCAGAAUGGUCACUGAAGCACCAAAUGAGGUCUCAGGCCAUGAAGAAGACAGUCGCCCUCCAUGCAAAAUUGCUGGACCCACACAUCAGCUUGAAAGAAGUGUAUAAUGAAAAACUACAGCGCUAUCGGGAAGCUGACCAGCAAAGGAUGAGAGAGUACAAUAAGGAAUUACGGGACAUGAAGGCACGAGUUAGUGAACGCCCUUAUUUGUUCGAACAGUUGAAACAGAGAAAUGCGAAGGCCCUUGCAGAGCAGGCAUACAGGAACAAGCUGAAAAAAGCCGGGCUAAAGGAGGAGUUUGUUGAAGAUAAUAGUGAAGCAGCUGAUGGAGUAUCAACAUCAUCCAGAGCUGAGGAUGACAUGGGCGUGAAUGACUGCAGCACUGAAAGUGACAUUCAUAUCAGGGAAGAAAAUGUCGAUGACGGGGAGAAAAUUGAAGAUCUGGAAGAGAAGAGCGUGAAGUCCAAAAGGGAAGAAAUGCCAUGAUCAAAAAGGUUCAGGCGGCACAGAGUUUUUGUGGCCUGUCCGCUAGAAACCAGCACUGUCCUCAAAAAUGAUUCAUGUCACAACUAACUAUCCACACCAAAUGAUUGAUAGUUUAAGAUGUACAACUAUAAAUUACAAAAUUACAAAACAAAUGGGCUUUGGGCCCUGCAAUCAUAGUUACAGCUGGAAGUUUAUUGAAAUGUAUAUACUGUAUAUAAUUAAUAUUUUGACUUAAAGAUACAGUGUAUGUUGAAUUUAAUUUGUAUUAUAUAAUUUAUACACAUGCAGUACUAACAUAAAUGUAUACUGCAUAUGGUAUAUAUACAUCCUGUAGAUGCAAUAGACAAUAAAACAAAAAGACAUAUUUUUGGUUUUACGACAGUUUUGCUAAGGAUUAUGAAGACUGUAAUUUAGUUUAAAUUUAGUUUAGAUGAUGAUGAAGACUUGGUUACCAAAAUGAUCAGUUCAGAAACAGAAUGAGGACACCAGCUGAGACCACCAUGUGUGAGACAUUAGUUUUUGUUUUACCAACUCUAAAUCAGGAUUUCCAUUUUCCAUAUGAAAACUUCUGCAGUGAGAUGUUUUAGUUGCCACUGCACUUAGUUUCUUUUUUUUUAGUUAAAGUUUGAAUAAAUGUAUUUUUUGGGUCAUGUAAGGACUUAAAGCGUCUGACAUGAGCCGCUCUCAGAUGGGUGUUCCUGGUUAUUCCCGGUUAUUUCUACAGCUGUGCGUCUGCAUUCCCUCAGACUAGUUCAGUGGUCUGCUUCAAGCCCAUAGAUCCACAUCAAAAACGCUUGUUCGCUGGCCCCGACUAUAUUCUUAUGCUUAGACAGCUGACAUCCAGGAAUUUGAAAGCCUAUAUUUCCUUACAAACCACAUGGAAAUGUCAGAAUACAUACAGUAUAUAAUCACAAUUAAAAUGUCAUGGGGACCAGUAUAUUCUAUAUGGUUACUUCUUGUAGGCCACUGUGUCAUGCAUUAGAGCUGUUGAAGACAAUGUUGGCAUGAGUUGAGAUAAAACAAUGAAAUCACUGAGUGAUUCAUCUUAAGGUAGCACUGUUUAAUUGUAUGAUUGAAAGGUGCUAUACAGAUAAGAGUUUAAUAUAUGAGAGUCAACAUAACUUCAAUACAACACAAAGUGGUAUAGAAAAUGUAAAAUAACUGUAUUCAUUAUUAAUCGAUUAUUCAGAUAGGAUGAUCAUGUUAAGUCAUAAGAAAUAUAUAAGAUGCAUAAACGCUAACUUACUGUCACAUAGUACUUACAGAUGUAGUAAAUAAUCACAGUCCCUUCCUUGAGAUCUCAAGCAUCACAUGACAAAGCUUCAAGGGCUCCAUCCUGUCAGGUUGUCAUGGGAACCCCGUAUCCCUCCCCGUUCUACUUUGUAGUCCCUCAGGAGAUCACUGUGCACCUCUGAUUACCCGGCGCGCAGCUCAAAACAAACCAAUCUCUCCCAACCUGUUAGAUAAUAUCCGAGCAGGAGCCUGCAUCUGUGAAAUUCAUGAGGGACCAGAUGCCCGUGACAUCACUUCAAACAACCUGUAGUCCCUUGGAUGCGUGUGGAGGCUGAGAAAGGGAACACACAUGUCUCAUUUAGAUUAAUGAGAGGUUGUGCGCUUAGCCACUGAAUGUUAUCAUCACGCUGUUUAAGGAGUGACUCUACUUAGCAGAUGAACAAUAUAAUUUCACCAAAGUGGAAUGUUCAGGCCUCUUAUUAUUCUAGCUGCUGUACGAUAUUAAAUUCCCAUACAUUUAAUUCUGUAAGCGCAUGGGUUUCUAAUGUAGGCAGCUGAAUAAAUGAUAUAGGCCUAACAUCGGUACUUACACAUCAUGAAAAGCUUAUGCUGUGUUUUCUGGUUAUUUUGUUAUUUAUCUUAAUUCCUUGUUUUCUGUAAAAUCAUUUGAUUAUAAAGUAAAGUGCAAAGGCCAAGUAUUUGGUUAAGUGCAGUGUACUCUAUGUUCUGAGUAUAAUGUUGUGUGUGUGUGUGUGUGUGUUGAGUCUCUGUGUGUUUUAGUCUGCAGUUCACCUGCAGGAGGAGCUGUGGCUUGCUGCAGCCCCUCUUCUCCUUGAGUGGCAUGAAUAAUAUUCCCAGUGCUAGAGAGAGAGCAAUAUCAAGAGGCAAACAGGAAGGGGAGAGAGAUAGCAGCCAGUGUGACAGAGAAGAGCGUGGCAGGAUUUGUCUCCCUGAAUCCAUCGUAGGCCAGGGCAAGAGAGAGCAC